Lingula anatina is the source of this 1766-nucleotide messenger RNA. Its product is annotated as actin, adductor muscle. Lineage: Eukaryota; Metazoa; Brachiopoda; Lingulata; Lingulida; Lingulidae. The record is from RefSeq and is a predicted model, not a curated record.
UUAUAUUUAAAACUUCCUCAUUAGUAUACUACAACCUGCCAUACCGAGCUCACUCGUUUAUCUGCCCCAGCUUUUAUUACCAACCUAAUACACAAUGUGUGACGAAGACGUUGCCGCUCUGGUCAUUGAUAAUGGCUCUGGUAUGUGCAAGGCCGGUUUUGCCGGAGACGAUGCUCCCCGUGCAGUGUUCCCAUCAAUUGUGGGCAGACCCCGUCACCAGGGUGUCAUGGUGGGUAUGGGUCAGAAGGACAGCUAUGUCGGUGAUGAGGCCCAGAGCAAGAGAGGUAUCCUCACCCUGAAGUACCCCAUUGAACACGGCAUCGUCACCAACUGGGACGAUAUGGAGAAGAUCUGGCAUCACACCUUUUACAAUGAGCUGCGUGUGGCCCCAGAAGAGCACCCAGUCCUGUUGACAGAGGCUCCACUGAAUCCCAAGGCCAACAGGGAAAAGAUGACCCAGAUCAUGUUCGAGACCUUCAAUGCUCCAGCCAUGUACGUCGCCAUCCAGGCUGUAUUGUCCCUAUAUGCCUCUGGUCGUACCACGGGUAUUGUGCUCGACUCCGGAGAUGGUGUCACCCACACCGUACCCAUCUACGAGGGUUACGCCCUCCCCCACGCUAUUUUACGUCUCGACCUCGCAGGUCGUGACCUUACAGACUAUCUCAUGAAAAUCCUCACUGAGCGUGGUUAUUCUUUUACUACCACAGCUGAGAGAGAAAUCGUGCGUGACAUCAAGGAAAAGCUGUGUUAUGUUGCCUUGGACUUUGAACAGGAAAUGGGCACCGCAGCGUCGUCGUCCUCACUGGAAAAGAGCUACGAGUUGCCUGAUGGGCAGGUCAUCACGAUCGGUAAUGAGAGGUUUAGGUGUCCCGAGGCUCUCUUCCAGCCAUCUUUCUUGGGCAUGGAGGCUGCUGGUAUUCACGAAACGACCUACAACUCCAUCAUGAAAUGCGACGUCGACAUCCGUAAAGAUCUGUACGCGAACACCGUGCUGUCAGGAGGCUGCACCAUGUUCCCAGGUAUUGCUGACCGCAUGCAGAAAGAGAUCACGGCUCUUGCUCCAAGCACAAUGAAGAUCAAGAUCAUCGCUCCACCAGAGAGAAAAUACUCCGUAUGGAUCGGUGGCUCCAUCUUAGCCUCUCUGUCCACUUUCCAACAGAUGUGGAUCAGCAAACAAGAGUACGACGAGUCUGGCCCAAGCAUUGUGCAUAGGAAAUGCUUCUAAAUUAACUGAUUAAUUUCGUUUUUAUCUUUAUCCAUUUUUAUCCUUCAAAUUGAGAACAUUUGCCUGGUGUUGCAUGUGACAUUGUGGAAGAGAGUUUUGUUAUUUUUGUGUUUGGCGAGGUGAAAUCUCAACAUGUUUUAUUUCUCAUUCCUUUUCGUUUCCCAACGAAUUUGCGCGCAUAUCUGACUUUUGUACGCUAUAAAAAGUUGUAAAGCUGUUUGCAUUUUGUCCAAGCCCAGGAACGAAGGUUCUGGGUUAGUGAAGCUAUGAGGAUCAAAAGUAAUACAUUUCGUCCAAGUGUCGAAGCUUUUGUCAAAAAGCGAUGGCCACUGAAAUCAAUUGCUUUAUCAUGUUUAGUCGCUCACAAUUGUACGUAUUAUAUAGUCUUAUUUUUGUACUUUUAAAGCUAGAACUAUUGUUUAACGUUAUUGUUCUUUUUAAUCUGUGGUAACGCUAUUUAUACGUUGCUGCUAACCCUCCAAAGAUCUGUCUUGUAUUUACAUGCUGCUAUGGACAGUAUUAAACCUGUAAAUACUAUCAA